This is a messenger RNA of Marmota flaviventris (yellow-bellied marmot), 2915 nucleotides long. The record is from RefSeq and is a predicted model, not a curated record. NCBI's taxonomy places the organism in Eukaryota, Metazoa, Chordata, Mammalia, Rodentia, Sciuridae.
CCCCCUGGGCCAACAUCAGGAUAGAGACAACUUGCAGCAACUGUUACGUCCAGACAACCUCUGUAAGAUGUUUAAUGAGGUCAGUCAUCUGCUAUCUCUGGCACUCUUGGAAGAUGUUGCAAGUAUUCAGACACCUUUGGAUUCCACAGGUUAUGUGAGAAAAUCAUCACCUUCCAAAUUCCCUGCUCUCUCCUCAGUCCCAGGAGGGGAACUAUUGCCAGCCUCUCUGUUGAAGCUUUCUCCACCUUCCUCAUUCUCUCUUCCCCCUAACAAGGUCAUGCCCUCAGCUGACCUUCUCUCACCUUCCCCGUUGAGUGACUCUCUGCCACCAGAGCCUCUUCCUGCCUUGGACUCCAAGGCCACAGAAGACCCUUUACCACCCCCAUCACUUUCCCUCCCCCCUCCCCCACCACAUCCCACUCAGGAAACAGACACUCUUCUACCACAAGAUGCCACUCUGCCUGUGGUGAGCAAUCCUGCUGGCUUGUCCACUUCUGUUCCAGUGGGAGGCAUGGACCAUUCCAGCACAGAGCCCCCUGCCAAGAAUAUGCUGUCUUCCAAUUUGGCACAAGAUGGUGUAAAACAGCAAUUUCUUGCCCUCCGUUCUGAGAACUUAUCUGGGGGAGACACUGUAGCCUACUGUGUGGAGACUCAUAAUAUCUGGUUUCUGCCCCCUGCUGUCCUGACAUGCCUGGAGAGACAAAUCAAAAAGAGGGGUGAUGUCUUCAAGUGGAAAGAAAAGGAAAAGAAAGCAGAAUUUCCAAAACAACAUCAGCCAAAUUACCAAGGAUUUUCUUCAGAGAAAAGGUCAGAGUCAGCUGCUGAUCAGCAGGACUCGGCCAUCUCUCUUCUUUCAUGGAACGAAAAAGGCAAAUCAGAGGAACCACAGGUGGAUCACCAGUCCCCUUAUCCUAAGAGCUUUGAGGACCAUUUACAGAAAAACUACACCCAGCUUUUCUAUGGUGUCCCAUCUCUACACCCCAAGUCCCUGAGCCCUAGUGUACCAGCUUCAGGUGAUUAUUCCUCAGCCUUUGUCUGCUUCAAUACAGCAUCCAAUGACUCCACAGCCCACAAAUCCCCAGUCCUUCUCUAUACCCCACAUGUGUUCCUGCCUGCGAGCCAACCUCAACCCUUGCCCAAGACCUCUUCCCAACCUCAGCCCCAAUAUCUCACUCCUGAACAUGCCCAGACCCAGCUUCAGCCUCAAUCCCCACUCCCAAUUCUGUCACCUCCUGAAAACCAGUUUAGGAUCUGUGGAGUGCGUGAUCUUGGACACAAGAACGAGGCACUAUCUCUGGUGCCAUCUGAAAUUCAUGACCUAGAAUACAAUGUGACACAAAAAUCACAGGAAAGUCUGUGGGGUUUACCCUCUGUGGUCCACAAAUCCCAGGAGGACUUUUGUCCUCCAGCUCCCAACAUUGUGUUGGUUAACCCAUCCUCCAAAGCUCAUGUUGCAAUCUCCAUCCUUCCUGGAAAUUAUCCCCUCUCAGAUGAUCUUCAGAAGAAACUAGACCACCACCUUCGAAAGAGGCGUAUCCAACACUUGUGGGGCCUGCCCCGCAGAGUCUAUGCAUCCCUGUCACUGAUGCGUCCUCUGGAAAAAAUUCCUGAGACCUCUGAGUCAAAGAGCAGUCAUGGGCUCUCAAGAAAGUCUUUGGAUAAGAGUCAGAGCACCAAAGAUAUAAAUAAGGGGGGCUCAAGCCAACCCAGAAACCUCCAUGAACUGAGCUCAGGAAUGCUUCCUCUAAAGAUGGGAGUGAGGAAGGCACAGAGAGAUGGUACCAAGAUUGAGCAAAAUCGUCAUGUGCUGAGUGACCGAGAUAAUGUUCUGGGGUCUUCCUCAAGGAAGGACCUAGAACGUCACUUGCAGAGUCCAUCAGGUGGAACUCCAAGUACCUCAAUGGUGAAUUCACUACAGAAACAACUUGAAAAUGCCUUGAACUCCCACCUGAGCAAGAAGUUUCAGGAAAUCAGUGAGGGUCAGAUUCCUCGCACUGUGCAUAGAUCAUGGCAUUCUAUCAAGUUGGCAUUGCCUGUAACUGAGAAAUCCACCAGACAAACGAGUCACAAACCUUUAGCACCAACCAGGACGGACAGCUCUGUCAAUACUACCCAGGCUAUUUCCUUCCUCGAUGCUGGCAAGAAGAGGAUGAUGGAAGACCACAUUACACUGUUUCAUAAGAGGUUUAUAUAUGGCCUUCCCAACAGCGUUCAGGAAUCCCUAGAGAUCUUUAAUGAAAAAGAUUCAUAUCACUCCUUUUCUCACUCCAAGUUUCCUUUUUCUGCCACCCGUAUUUCUGGGGUGGAUUCUAAACAGAGCAUGUCCAAGACCCAUGGAGGAAGAUCUAAUGCUUUUCAUGGAGACAAAGAGAAAACAAAAAAUGCAAUUCAAAGUCUAGAUCGUCCUCUCCUUGCCACCUCAAUCGUGGUCAAGAAAGAACAGGCGAUCCUGACACAAACAGUCUUUGAGAUCAAGCAUGAGCAUGUAGAGGACCUUCGCAGAAUAAAGGAUGGCAAACCAUCUGUUCUGCCCCAGACACAGAGCAUCAUAGGCAAAGCUUAUCAGAAACCACCUGUAGCAGCCAAUAAAUGCAGCCCAAAGAUGCUCAUGAGGCAAGCUGGGGUUGGACCUCAGGAAACAGGACCUAAGAGACUGAGUUCCAGCUACAGUGUAGCACGGCCUCAGGGCAAUAGGAUGCCCUGGGGAAGUUCUUCCAUGUCCAAGAUAUCUGAGAAAUCCAGGGAGACAUUGAAGGCACAGGAGCUCUAUGCUUGUCAGUCACAACCUCCCAGUGUCUUGACAACCAGAAAGCCAGAAAGCUCCCCAGUGUCAGAUGUCUAUACUCCUGAAAAUUCCCCCAAACUACCAGUUGUUAGAGACCCUGGAUUGUCACACCUUAACAAUCCAUUGCUUG